AUGUAUGAUUGGUAUUAUGGUCAAAAACACUUUUUUGAGCUGAAUGUCGGCCAGGGGACCCGAAGACCACAGAGACUCGAAGAGUCUCAGGAGCUUCGCAACUGGAUCGUCAAUCUUGCACCUCGGACGCUUCUGCCCAAAUGCGUGAGAGAAAAGGAAAGCCCACGAGUUGAACUUGGUGACAUCGACGUACUAUCUGAGAUCAAGGACCCGGGGCCACUUCGACCAGGCGAAGUGCAGGAGGGGAAGAAAGUCAUGUUCUUCAAACCAGUAAACCCCAGUCAGCCACAGACAACGAAACGCGAAAUUGAAAUUCUCACAACGAUCGCAGAUCGUGGUUUACAUGAAGAAAUACGCGCGCCGCAGUUGUUGGGCUUCGUAGCAUGUCCAGAUAGCAGCACUGAAAUCAUGGGACUGUUGUUGAACAAUAUCCCAGGUGCACAGCCACUGACGAAACUCAUCGACUCGGACGUGGCAGAGGACAAGUGUCUAAGAUGGGUAGACGAGAGUAAGAGCAUUGUGAGCAGUCUACAUAAGCACAAGAUUGUGGGGUGA
Messenger RNA from Exophiala aquamarina CBS 119918, 555 nucleotides. RefSeq lists its product as uncharacterized. NCBI's taxonomy places the organism in Eukaryota, Fungi, Ascomycota, Eurotiomycetes, Chaetothyriales, Herpotrichiellaceae. The record is from RefSeq and is a predicted model, not a curated record. The transcript has a single exon. The coding region runs from base 1 to 555 and encodes 184 amino acids.